This is a messenger RNA of Mytilinidion resinicola, 852 nucleotides long. RefSeq lists its product as uncharacterized. Lineage: Eukaryota; Fungi; Ascomycota; Dothideomycetes; Mytilinidiales; Mytilinidiaceae. The transcript has a single exon. The record is from RefSeq and is a predicted model, not a curated record. The coding region runs from base 108 to 665 and encodes 185 amino acids.
AUUUCCAUCUGCUCUCUCGCUCGAGGCCAUCUACGAUAUCACAAUCCUUCGUUCUUUCAAUAUUGCUCCUCUUCGCAGAACUUCCUUAAUCCCGUGAGCCCGCAACUAUGUCAUUUACCUACAUAACAGAGCGGAUCAACGACACUCUUCAGAGAUUCUCCAACAACGUGGAGAACUUCAAGCAACGGUCCGAGAGCGUCGCCCAAGCACAACAACGGCGGAUCAACAUGUUAGAGCAGCGUGUCAGCAACUUGGAGAAACUUCUUUCCGAACGUCAUCUGGUCGACCUGCGGAAAGACUCGGCGGAACCCCAGACUUCCACGCGGACGGAUUCCAGCUCGGCCGCCUCCUCAUUAUGUGCUCCGCAAUACGACGAAUCAACCGUUCCAGACCCAUUGAUAUUGCCUUCCUUCGAUGAGCGCCUAAGAGGAGUAGAUCCAAUGGAUAUGUCUUUCCAGCCGCUGUCUCCCAACGAAAACCCAGGCGCCGCUUGGAGAAAAGACUGGGAGAGGCUUUCCUGCAGAGAUGGGUAUUCGAACCCUGACUCUAUGGGAGAGUACAGCGAUGGAGACGAAGAAAUGCUCACAACGCCUGCUCCUCCUCGCACGAAUGGAAAGGGCCGCCAUCAGUCUCAUCCACGUCACGACUGCAAUCCCAACACCUAGUCGUAACGGUUAUCGGGGCCGUCAACGUUGCAGCUCUGGACUCGGCCGACUUCGAAUCACAUCAACCUUGGCCCCUCCUGAAGUGAGUGACGGACCAACUCUACCCCUGCAGGCGCAUACGAAAUGCGUCUGGCGGCUUUCCUCUCAACUGCGCAGGUGGUCGUUACGCCUUUCAAAAGCCCGGCGU